Messenger RNA from Lodderomyces theae, 1119 nucleotides. It is a transcript of the gene CSK1, whose product is annotated as mitogen-activated protein kinase. Gene Ontology annotation, molecular function: ATP binding; protein serine/threonine kinase activity. The coding region runs from base 1 to 1119 and encodes 372 amino acids. The record is from RefSeq and is a predicted model, not a curated record. Gene Ontology annotation, biological process: intracellular signal transduction; protein phosphorylation. The transcript is spliced from 2 exons. Lineage: Eukaryota; Fungi; Ascomycota; Pichiomycetes; Serinales; Debaryomycetaceae. Gene Ontology annotation, cellular component: nucleus; cytoplasm.
AUGGCCUCGUUGAGAGGUAAACAUGGCUAUUUUGAAUCUUGUUCUACUUACACUGAUAAAGAGAACUACUUUCUAGUUGAUUCUAGAUAUGAAAUCAUUAGAGUUUUAGGCAAAGGUUCUUAUGGAGUAGUUUGUUCUGCAGUGGACACCAAGAGUUUGAGCACUGGGCUCGAGCAUAAACUUGCCAUCAAGAAGGUGACCAAAAUAUUCACCAAGGACAUUCUAUUGGUCAGAGCCAUUAGGGAACUAAAGUUUAUGAAGUUUUUCAAGGGACAUAAGAAUAUUGCAUCGUUGCUUGAUUCUGAUAUUGUCUAUGUGAAGCCUUACGAUGGGCUCUAUUGUUUCCAGGAGUUGGCGGAUCUCGAUUUAGCCAGGGUUUUAUAUUCAAAUGUCCAACUUUCAGAGUUUCAUAUUCAAAAUUUUAUGUAUCAGAUGUUAUGUGGUCUCAAGUACAUACACUCGGCUGACGUCAUACACAGAGACUUGAAACCAGGAAACAUUUUAGUGACAACACAGGGAACACUCAAGAUUUGCGAUUUCGGUUUAGCACGAGGUAUCAACCCAAAGUUUUUCAAGAACCGCACUGCCACAAUCACCAACUAUGUUGCCACCAGAUGGUAUCGUGCGCCGGAGUUGAUUUUAUCCACUAAAAACUAUUCAAAAGCGGUUGAUGUUUGGGCAAUGGGCUGCAUUUUAGGCGAAUUAUUUGGAAGAAGACCGCUUUUCCCUGGCAAGAAUCUGCAUGAACAGAUUCACGAGUUGUUCAAGGUUUUGGGGAGCCCACCACCCGAAACGAUUAAGAAAUACAACUGGAAAAUUGAAGGAAUUCUGUGGGUAAAGUACAAAUCUGCCAACUGGAGAUCGAUUUACCCGUUCGCCCCCACAGAAGCGAUAGAUUUAAUACACAAUUUAUUGCAGUGGGAUUGCAACAAGAGAUUCACUGUGGAGGAAAUACUUGAACAGGAGUUUUUCAAGUUUGUGAGAAAUGUUACUGAAGAGGCAAGUAGUAGAUUGCUAUUUGAUUUUAGCUUUGAGGAAAAGUCGUGUAGCAUACCCCAGUUGAAGGAGGUAUUGGAAGCAGAGGUUAGCGAGUUUACUGAAAUCUGCAAUACCGGAUAG